ACCUGGGGCCGGGCAGGAGUCUGAGGGAAAGUUUGCGGCCUGAGGUAGUGACGGAGGGUACCUACUUGCUGAGAGACAUUGUACUUUGAGAAUCUUAUUCCUAAGGAGGGAGAGGUCAGGCGGGAAGAAAAGGCUGACUGUGAAAAGGACCCUCAGACUUGGUUAUAAAAUAUUAAACAGCGAAAAAAGGAUCCCCAGGAGCCCGGGCCGAGAUGAGUUUAGAGUCCUUGUUUCAGCACAUCAUCCUCGCCGAGCAUCAGGCUGAGGAGAGUCGACGGAUGAUGCGAGAAGUUAGGUCAGAAAUGACCAGAUGUCGUGAAAAAAUUAAGAAAUUAACAGAGGAGCUGAACGAAGAGAAAAUCAAAUUGGAAUUUAAGGUUCAGCAGAGUUCUGAAAAAUCCUCCCGCUUACAGCUUCUAAAAGCGUAUGUAAAUGCCUUAGAAAGACAAUACAGUGAAAUUACAAACCAAAGGAAUGUACUUCUCCAAACCUUUGAAACUACAAAGAAAAAAAUGAUAGACGAGGAAGAAAAAUUCAUUAAGGAAAUUACAGACUUUAAUAAUGAGUAUGAAAUAACAAAGAAAAGAGAGCUUUUGAUGAAACAAAGUGUCAAGAUUGAAGUAUUUGACUUAGAAAACCAGGCAAACAUUUUGAAAAAAGAAAUAAAGUCCAUGGAACAUGACAAUGGCCAAUUAAAUGAACUUCAAAAACAAAAGAGUGAAUUGAUGCAAGAAUUACUUACUCUCCAAAGUAAACUUAAAGUUCUUAAAGAUGAAGAGAAAGAAGCAAUUUGUGCUACGAAAUAUCUAGAGGCAGAAAGAAUAAAGGUCAAUGAAAAGCCUCAAAAUGAUGCUGAAUGCUUAAGACUUAAGAAAGAAUUAGAACUUUAUAAGGAAGACGACAUGGAAAGUGUUUAUGAAACUCUCCAAACAGAAAUAGAAUUUUUAGAGAUGACAUUGGCACAGAAAAAUCUUCAGAAAAACAACUUUUCAAAAAUUAGUGACCCAUCUGAGACUUGAUCAAAGCAUCUUAGAGUCAAAUUGUGAUGGAUACAUGAAUGGUACCCAUUACAACAGAUUCAUGUGGAAAACAUGAGGUCCAGAAUAUUCAGAGAUGUUCAUAGCAACAAUUAGUUUAUUGCCACAUCACAACAAUAAUGUUUCUGUCUUGUUGCUCUCUAUAACUCAAAAAGUUUUGUAUGGUAUGAUUUUGUUUCUAAAUGGAGAGAAGGGAGAAGUAGAUAUUGUUUUCCCAGGCUUAUAUUCCCCUGACUCUUAAGCCAAUCUAUUCUUUCCAAUCUAUAUUUUUCAUUCUUUAUUGAAGCUUACCUCAGACUUAGUCAAACACACAUAGAAAGAAAUGCUCAGAUUAUUGAAUCAUUUUUGGUACCAUUUUAACUUAA
Molecule: messenger RNA, 1402 nt
Organism: Fukomys damarensis (Damara mole-rat)
Lineage: Eukaryota; Metazoa; Chordata; Mammalia; Rodentia; Bathyergidae
Gene: Ccdc172
Product: coiled-coil domain containing 172
Exons: 9
Coding region: 213-1019 (268 amino acids)
Cellular component (GO): cytoplasm
Source: RefSeq, a predicted model, not a curated record